GUGUAUAAGUGUCCAUCAAUUUGAAUUCCAGCCGCCCGUCGGCUUCCUUCGUUGUUUGGUCUAACGCAGUCUUGGUGUAGUAUUACCCUAGCCUUGGCUGUGUCUGGUAUGCGCACGCGAACAUGAGAAAGGGGAUGGGCUCGAGUAGUUCAACAUCGUCUGGUGGCGGAAACGAACACACCGGUAAAUUGUAUUUCGAUCCCCUGGCCGAUCAGCCCGGAGAUGGUUAUUUCAUCACGGAUGCAGAACUGCGUGAGAGACUUGGCCAAUUGGUGGAGGCAUCAGAGAAGAUUCUAGAGGUUAGGUAUUACACGAAUCCGCUUUACGGAUGGCAGAUCUGGCAAAACUUGCUCCAUCACGCGUACAUUGUUUUCGAAACGGACCAAUGGUGGUGGUCCAUCGAGAAAAACGAACUUGGCGUCACGAUUCAACGGUCGAAAAAUGAAGCAUACGUUCGCGACAAGUUCCGCAGACAAGAUCGCACGUCGGAUUUAUUUGGGAACGGAAUCCAAUGUGAGCAGAAAUAUAAAGGGAGUCACACUUUGCAAGAGCUCAUUGAUCACAUUUAUAGUAAAGACUACUUGAAUGAAGAAUACAAUGUUGUCAGCAACAACUGCAAAGAUUUCGCUGAUAAAAUAUAUCAAUUCAUUUGAAUAAAUCACCGCUCUGAACAUGUAUAACUGAUGUGUCUCUAACGUUGAUAUUAUAUAGCCUUAUCCCUGCUUUUUUUCUGCUUUGUCCACCGUCUGAUUGCUAAUGUGUACUGCUGCUACUACUAUUUUUUAUUACAACCCAAAUUGAUUAAAAAAUAAAUAUAGUUUUGGGGGU
Daphnia pulicaria is the source of this 828-nucleotide messenger RNA. RefSeq lists its product as uncharacterized. The coding region runs from base 123 to 653 and encodes 176 amino acids. The record is from RefSeq and is a predicted model, not a curated record. NCBI's taxonomy places the organism in Eukaryota, Metazoa, Arthropoda, Branchiopoda, Diplostraca, Daphniidae. The transcript has 2 exons.